AUGGCUCCUCCUGCAACCGAAGAAAUGCCUUUGACCGACAUCAGUUCUUUCGUGCAACAUCUGCACUCCUCCAAGCGUAUCGUUGCUUUGCUAGGAGCUGGUCUCUCGGCUUCCAGUGGUCUGCCGACGUUUCGUGGUGCUGGUGGACUAUGGAGGACCUAUGAGGCCACAAUGCUUGCCACGCCCGAAGCAUUUCAGGCCGAUCCCGUUCUAUCAUGGCAAUUCUAUUCUUACAGACGCCACAUGGCUCUCAAUGCCAAACCAAACCGAGCCCACCUUGCGUUGGCAGAGUUGGCCCGUCGAAAUCCAAACUUCGUCACACUAUCGCAGAACGUCGAUGGAUUAGGUCCGCGUGCCGGUCAUCCUGCUGAGCAACUAAAACUAUUGCACGGCAAUCUCUUCGAUGUCAAGUGCUGGGAUGAGCACAGUUGUGGUUACUACCGGAAGAAUGACUUCGCCGACCCUAUUGUUCCUGGUUUGGCACUUCCAGAGUAUGGAAAUACCGCUCCUGACUCACAACUCAAAGCGGCUGUGGAGCAGAAGAAGCACAAACUCCUUCGGGGAGCUGACACUUCGGAUAUCAAUGUCAAGCUACCUGCACUGAAACGAGAAGAUCUGCCACAAUGCCCGCAAUGCAAGAAGAACUUGCUUCGACCAGGAGUUGUGUGGUUUGGCGAAGCACUACCGGAAGAUGUCAUGCAGGACGUGGAGGAAUAUUUCGAGUCGCCUGAGAAGAUCGACUUGAUGCUGGUGAUCGGCACAAGCGCAAAGGUCUAUCCGGCGGCAGGAUACAUCAACAUGGCACGCGCUAAAGGAGCACGAGUCGCAGUCAUCAACAUGGAUCGCAGCGAUGCCAGAGAAAUGACCAAGCAGGACUGGUUUUUCGAAGGAGAUGCAGCAGUCAUCGUUCCCGACAUGUUGCAGAGCGUGAUUGGCGAGAUCAAGGAGUUCGAUGAGAGCAAAGGUCCAGCACCCUAA
Exophiala viscosa is the source of this 978-nucleotide messenger RNA. RefSeq names its product DHS-like NAD/FAD-binding domain-containing protein. The transcript has a single exon. Lineage: Eukaryota; Fungi; Ascomycota; Eurotiomycetes; Chaetothyriales; Herpotrichiellaceae. The coding region runs from base 1 to 978 and encodes 325 amino acids. Gene Ontology annotation, molecular function: protein-malonyllysine demalonylase activity; NAD+ binding; protein-succinyllysine desuccinylase activity. Gene Ontology annotation, cellular component: nucleus. The record is from RefSeq and is a predicted model, not a curated record.